GGAACCCCUUCCAGCAUCCCUUGCCCUCUCCCGAUAGCAAGGGCUUUCGAGCUUCCUCCCAUCCCACCAGCCUCCGAAAUCUCUUCUUUUUCUCUGUUCUUCUUUCCCAUGGCUUCGUCUUUGAGAAUCUCUUAUCUCUUUCCCUUGUCCGGCUUCGACAUGGCGUCGUUGGAGACUCGAAGAAAGCUCCCGAGUCUUUGUAUCAAGCAGAGAACAGCAGUGAGACCUCCUUCUAUUAAAGCUUCUUGUUACCCCAUUAAGCCUCUUCGCUUCUCUUUCUUCUCGCCUUCAGCUGCCUCCGGAGAGGCCUCGAAGGUGGAGGAUGUAGAAGAGGCCGUGUUACAGGAAGACUCUGAAAAAGAACCCAGCAUUGAUGAUGACUUAGUCUAUGACAGCUCAAGCGAUGAAAGCCUUCCUAUUACUGAGGAAAAGUUACCGUCAGCCGUAAUUGCUUCCCUGGAGCUUUACAAGGAAGCUCUGGCAAAUAAUGAUCAAUCCAAAGUUGCUGAAAUAGAGGCCUACUUUCAGUCCAUUGAAGAUGAGAGGAGCUCUCUUGAGAACAAUGUUGCUUCUUUGUCUGAUGAAUUGGCUGUAGAAAAAGACCGCGUAUUAAGGAUUAGUGCUGAUUUUGACAAUUUCAGGAAAAGAACAGAGAGAGAGCGGCUGUCGUUGAUGGAGAACGUACAGGGAGAAGUUGUGGAGAAUCUGCUUCCAGUUUUGGAUAAUUUUGAAAGAGCCAAAGAUCAGAUCAAGGUGGAGACAGAGGGAGAAGAGAAAAUUAAUAGCAGUUAUCAGAGCAUUUAUAAGCAGUUUAUGGAGAUUCUAACCUCCAUAGGUGUUGUAGCUAUUGAAACUGUUGGCAAUGCAUUUGAUCCUAUGCUUCAUGAGGCAAUAAUGAGAGAAGAGUCGGCGGAGUUUGAAGAAGGUAUCAUAGUACAAGAAUUCCGCAAGGGUUUCAAGCUUGGGGAAAGGCUUCUGCGUCCAGCAAUGGUGAAGGUGUCUGCAGGACCAGGACCUGCAAAACCCGAAGAAGAUGAAACCAUUAAAUCAGAAGAAGGCAGUGAGGAGUUGGAUCAGGAGAGCACCAAACAAAGCGAGUAAGUUCAGAUGAUUAUCAAAAUUUUGUUAGGAGCUGUUACAUUAUCAUGUUUUGUGAUAUUUUAGAGAUAGGAUAAAUGGCUGAUUGCUGUGUCUAAGCCUACUUUAUAGUAGAGUUCUUUUACAGCUUCUAAAAUGGAAUUCUGCUCGUAAUGUUUGCUCGGGAAAUGGCAUGUUGUGAUGUGUCUAAUCAAAGGAUGUAUUGUUGUUUUUAAAUUGAUGUUAAACAUGCAAAUUAUUAAAGUUAUUUACAUGCA
Messenger RNA from Phalaenopsis equestris, 1355 nucleotides. RefSeq names its product protein GrpE-like. The transcript is spliced from 3 exons. Gene Ontology annotation, cellular component: chloroplast. The record is from RefSeq and is a predicted model, not a curated record. NCBI's taxonomy places the organism in Eukaryota, Viridiplantae, Streptophyta, Magnoliopsida, Asparagales, Orchidaceae. Gene Ontology annotation, molecular function: protein homodimerization activity; protein-folding chaperone binding; adenyl-nucleotide exchange factor activity. The coding region runs from base 109 to 1101 and encodes 330 amino acids. Gene Ontology annotation, biological process: protein folding.